AUGAAUAAUCUUCCUUUUUCCUCGGCCAAUGCGGAAGGUAAAGAGCUCUCGCUGGAUGACUAUGAUAGGAUUCGAACGCCGCAUAAGUCGUUGGCCGAUAACACCGAGCUUCGAUUAAGAGCAGGAACGCUGUCAACUGAGCUGAGUUGUCCGAUCUGCCUCGACUUGUUGACGCAAACUAUGACAACUAAAGAGUGCCUUCACCGUUUCUGUGCCGAGUGCAUAACUACGGCACUGUUCCGUGGGAAUAAAGAGUGCCCAACUUGUCGGAAGAAACUGGUCUCGAAACGUUCAUUGAGGCCUGAUCCUAACUUCGAUUCUCUCAUUGCUAAGAUCUGGCCUGACCGCAAAACCUACGAUGAACUGCAAUCUGUAGCAUCGGAAAAAUUUGCAGCACAAACGAAUAUGGAUGCCCUUAGGAGCUCUAUUGAAGAGGGGAUCAAAGCACAGGAGGUGAAUAGGCGCAAGCGUGUGCAGGGCUCUUACGAAUGCGAAAAACGUAAGAAAAGAAGGGAAGAGGAUGGCGCUCCAAAUGGUCCUGACGAUGGAGCAGAUAAUGACUCGAAUUCUCCAACCGAUGAAGAUGGAGAUGCUGCGGCUCCAGUGGCUUGGUCUGGAAAUAAUAUUCCUGCCCCUGGUCUAUCUAAUGAUUUCUUAGAAGAGGAAGAGAUCAUCGAUGAACUGGAUCUGUUGACAGAAGUGCAGAUGGGAUAUGAUUCUGCAGCGUACGCCUACGAAAAGACGGAGGAGGAAUUGCAAGCAGAAUAUGAAGAAUUGGACGAAGUUGAAGUGGAGAUUGAGAACGAAGAUAUCGAGCAAGAAUAUAAAAGUGAUGACGAAAGUGAUUCUUCAUCGUCAACAUAUAGCAGUUCUGGCGCAUCUUCACUGGUUUCUUCUACACCCUCAUCAUCUUUAUCUGUCUCCGACUGUAGUGGCGAUCCACCUCCACCUGCAGCUUUUGUGAAUGGUAGUCCCAGUGAUACCCCGCUAAUAGAGGUCAGUCGCAGGUUUCCGAAGAGUGCAACUCCACCUAUGGUAAUGCAAACUAGUGAAGACAUAGGACAAACCACGAACACAAAUGCAACUAUGUCCGAUAUGUCGCCAUUAACAAGCGGUUCGCAGCAGAGCACAAGUGCCCACGGAGUUCAGCCACCAGUUAGCGUUCUCCACCCUAAAGAACGACUAAAUCAGUGGUUAGACGAGAAUCCUUCUUCACCACACAUUCCAGAAGAGAACAUGAAUGAUCCUCUUCAAAGAAGGACAGAUGAUUCCGAUAUGUACGAUCCUCCUCUGUCAGGCGCGGACGAGAUAGAAGCAGAACUCCUUCCAUCUGCUGCCUUGCUGCGUCGUCAAUGUCCCGCCGAACUCAUGGUUCCCCGCUACAUCAGGACGAAGCAUGACACCACUAUGGAACAUCUUGCGGAAUUCAUACAUCUUCGAGUGAUGGAAGAGGUUCAGUCAAACCAGAGCGAUUUCGAUGCGGAUCCGGUACCCACAGUUCCGCGUCCUCAACAUUUCUACGUUUUUAGCCGUAAUGACGGACAUCAUAUUCGCAAAAUUUUUCUGCAUGAGACUAUGCUAACAGCGCAAAGCGCUAUGACCAGAGAUGAUCAUUUGAUAAUUUUCUUUGACACCGAACCACCUCAACUACGUGAGGAGAAAUCAAGUGUUCUUGAAGACGUUGUACACGCUCAUUUUCUUAGUCUUCCCCAUGUAUGA
Molecule: messenger RNA, 1719 nt
Organism: Necator americanus (New World hookworm)
Lineage: Eukaryota; Metazoa; Nematoda; Chromadorea; Rhabditida; Ancylostomatidae
Exons: 14
Coding region: 1-1719 (572 amino acids)
Cellular component (GO): PcG protein complex; ubiquitin ligase complex
Molecular function (GO): chromatin binding; ubiquitin protein ligase activity
Source: RefSeq, a predicted model, not a curated record